Molecule: messenger RNA, 2613 nt
Organism: Pocillopora verrucosa
Lineage: Eukaryota; Metazoa; Cnidaria; Anthozoa; Scleractinia; Pocilloporidae
Molecular function (GO): protein binding
Source: RefSeq, a predicted model, not a curated record
ACUGCCAACGGUACAUCAACGUGAUUAACCUAAAAACCGCAAAAUUCUCACUGAUAGAGAAAGUAUUGGAUCAAAAAGAAGAUCUUGGAUUGAGUGAAAGACGAUCGAGUGAAAUAUUUUCAAGAUUUUGUGAAACUCGAUCGCCUGAAGACACAGCUCGGCCGAAGGUUAGACUCUCAAGUGGUGGCUUAAUACGAAAUCAGAAGAGAAGGCGAUCAAGAACUAUGGGAAAUACACAAACCGGCUCGACACAGCCGUGUGAACAAGAACAAGAUGCGAUCCUCGAAAAGGCAACGCCAAGGGCUUUUUCAACCAGUGAGGUAGACAUUACAAACGAUGCCUUAGAAUCUUCACCAACAGGAACGACAAUAUCUCACUCACUUCUUAAAGUGGACGAAUAUCCGCAACGUCAUGAUGUUCACGCUGAACAAGAACGUUGUGAAUCCUUUUCGAUGAUGACGAAAAGAGAAGAUGCCUUCAUUGAACAGGCAUCUGGUAUAAUUUACAGUAAAGAUACACCGGAUGAUUAUACAGUAACAGAUCAGGCGCAAGGGACAGCCAAUAUAGAUUCCUGUAAUAAAGAGGAUUCUUUACAUUCGGGAUCAUCCACUGAGAUCUCAUUACCAUAUGAGAUUGGCGACCUUGAAGAAGAACAAACACCAGACUUGACAAAUUCAUCCAGUAUUGAUUCUUCACAUUCGGACAAGUUUGGCAGUUUGAUUAGCGACUUUGACAGGCUAACUAUGAUUGAGUUGCAUCGCACUGAACAGGGCAAGGAGAAUGAAUUAUUUUCAAACUUUGGAAGAAGAAGGAAUUCGUUGCCCUCCUUUUUACAACAAAGAAAACCGGCUUUCAUUGAAAAAAGUGAUAAUUUUGUUAAAGAAGUUAUAACCGACUUACACUCAGCUGCUCCAAAAGGCUUGAAAGCUAAAACGCGAAGAAGUCAAUCAUCGCCUAUGACAAGUUCACGGUUUGUUGGUAAAGCCAAAAUUUCUUCAAAUGAUGAAUAUUCUAAGCACCAAGAUGUCAAACAUGGUCUCCGCCAAGCAGUCGGUGAAAUCGAGAACACGAAUGAACAGUCACGACAAGGAAAAUUAUCACGCAAAAAUCGCUCACAAUCUCUACCAACUAACACGUCAUUUAACUUAAUCAAACGUGUUCAACAAAGGAGUUUACAAAGUCACGAAAGGGUACCCCAACUCAAAGAAAAAACUAGAAGAGUGAAAUCUUUGCCUUUUAUCUACGAAGGUUUGACAGAGUCUGAACUUCCAAGUUGUACUCAAACCACACACACUGGAUUAAAAUAUAGCGAUUCUAUCGAAAAUAGCAAAGUUGUGACCGAACGGAAACAACUGCUCAACGAAGGAUCCAGAAAGAUCAAACAAAAGGCAUUGUUAGAAAGAGCGAGUUCGUUUCCUAUCUGUGGAACAGAUGGGCAACAGAAACAAACAGACAGUAUUCAAAAACAAAUAAAGAAAGCUUUAGAUAUGUUUUUCUCGCAGAAAGCUGGUGAUGGAUUCCAUGUGGGUCGGGGGAAAAGGUCGAAAUCACUCCCGAAUGUCUUUGAAGGGAAAAAAAAUCUUAGCUUUGAGAAACCUCCAGUAAUGAACAUUCCAGAAGCUGCCACUGCAGAAGGAAGGCAGGUUUUUGAUGCAGUUAGCGGUGUGGGAGAUGAAAGUAUACAGAGCUGUUCAGAUGAAGAAACAAUAACAAACGAAGAGACAAAAAGUGACGUAAGUUCAGAGGGUGAUGAACUCGAGUUGCGAAUUUCAACCUCGGUAUACUGUCAUGAUUUGCCACCUGUUCCAAGACCUCGAGGAUUCUCUAUACCCUGUUCUUUCAAAAUGGAAAAAAUUCCUGAGGAACCAAAUGAGUCUGAAAACUGCGAUGAAGUUGCAAGCUGUGACGGAGAAGAUACUGAAGAUGUGACAAAUUAUCUUUGUGAAAAUCAUUCUAACCAAACAAUAGAUUCCACGCCACUUAACGAUAACUCAGGCGUAUCGGAGCAAGCUGAAGAUCAUCUCACUGAGUCGGAUGUCAAUGAAAGCAGCUCUUUUGAAAGCAAAACAGAAGAAAACCGACAACAUAUCAUUUUUGAACAUAACUUAGAACUCUUCGACAAACUAGUUACUGAGACUUUCUCUCGAAUGCAGCAAUUGGAAUUUGCCAGCUCCUCUUCUUGCCUUCAUCGAGCAGCUGCAAAGGGAGAUUUAGACAGCAUUAAACUAUUGGUGGAGGAGGGAGAUGACGUCAAUGCUUUGGACGAAUUUGGUUGGCCAGUUUUACACGCUGCUGUUACAACUGGAAACUUCGACUGCUGUGAAUGGCUGAUUGAUGCAGGCGCCGACCUAGAGGCCUACACAAACUUUGUUAUUGAAGAAUACCGAAUGCUUUCUCGGCAAGUUUAUCACAAUAACUAGUUGUUGUAUUAGACGAGGGAGAUGUAUGUAUUUGAAUUGCAAAUGCCGCAUAACUGAUCAGUCUGCUGGAAUCAAAUUUAUAUUCUUUUUAUGAUAUUCCAAUGAAGGUCAAUCGUUUACUGAGGAUUGUUGCUUGCAAUUGAGGCUCGCCAAAUGGCUCUAAAGAGAUCUGAAUAAAUUGUGUACAAUAGGU